Helianthus annuus (common sunflower) is the source of this 1361-nucleotide messenger RNA. Its product is annotated as TVP38/TMEM64 family membrane protein slr0305. The coding region runs from base 175 to 1137 and encodes 320 amino acids. The transcript is spliced from 5 exons. Lineage: Eukaryota; Viridiplantae; Streptophyta; Magnoliopsida; Asterales; Asteraceae. The record is from RefSeq and is a predicted model, not a curated record.
GCAGAUUGAUGGUCAUGUUAAUUUUUCUUCUGCCACCACCAUUGUCAAUCAUUAUCGAUUCCUUCUAACCUAAAAAACUAGAGAGGAAUCGAAGAGAUAAACGUUGCCGGUCUUCUCAUCUUCAGGCGACGUUUCCACGUCUCCUGACUGACUACUCUGUUUUAAUUAGCAAAGAUGCCAGCCUCAGGAGACUUUGCAAAGAGGGUUGCAAAUAUUGAGACUGGGCAUUUUGCUAGAGAAGUCGGUGAAUAUGAGAGAUUGGUUGUUUCUACUGAAGACAAGGCUGAAGUUGAUACCUUACAUCCUCAGAUAGGAAGGUGUAACAGGUCCUGGAAAUGGUGGCUCAAGGUUGUAACAUGGUCCAUAAUUUCUAUUGUGGUUUCCAUCUUUGUAAUGAAAUGGGGAGUUCCAUAUGUCUUUGACAAGAUUCUACUUCCAAUGAUGAAAUGGGAGGCUGCAACAUUUGGUCGUCCAGUUCUUGCUGUCAUACUUGUAGUCUCGCUGGCUAUUUUCCCGGUGUUGUUCCUCCCAUCUGGUCCCUCCAUGUGGCUUGCAGGGAUGAUAUUCGGUUAUGGUUUUGGAUUUGUAAUAAUCAUGGUUGGAACCACUAUUGGAAUGGUUUUGCCAUAUGUCAUCGGCCUAUUUUUUCGUGAUCGUAUCCAUCAAUGGUUGAAGAAAUGGCCAAAGACGGGUGCAAUGAUUAGAAUAGCUGGGGAAGGGGACUGGUUCCACCAGUUUCGUAUGGUUGCCCUCUUUCGGAUCUCACCAUUUCCAUACACCAUUUUCAACUAUGCGAUAGUGGUCACGAGUAUCAUGUUCUGGCCCUAUCUAUGGGGAUCCAUUGCCGGAAUGAUUCCUGAAGCCUUCAUUUACAUCUAUAGUGGGAGGCUGCUAAGGACAUUUGCAAAUAUGCAAUAUGGAGAUCAUCAAAUGACUCGAUUGGAAAUUAUAUACAACACAGUCUCCUUCAUAAUUGCAGCUGUUAUGACCAUAUGUUUUACUAUUUACAGUAAGAAAACUUUAAAAAACCUUGAACCUGAAGAGAAGGGUGUAAACGUGUUCAAUAGACACAUGGAAAAACUCCCAAUUGACAGACCAAAGGAUCUCGGCCUGCAUCCUAGCUUGCAAUCACCAUAGUUGUUUGUGCAGAUAGUGGGAUAUCUAACCAUUUGUCAACUGCUUUGUAGUUAGGAAAUAGCAGACAUAAGUACGUCGAACCAAGGUUACAAGAACGAGCGUUUCGCAGUUUAAGGUACAGGUAUCUGUUAGUAUUAUUUUUUUUCAUGUGUCUAGUCCUGUACAUAAGAACAGCAACAAAUGUUUUUGUUAUGUCGAGGUUGUGGAAAUUGUCUGUUUAUAAA